Molecule: messenger RNA, 4589 nt
Organism: Ostrinia furnacalis (Asian corn borer)
Lineage: Eukaryota; Metazoa; Arthropoda; Insecta; Lepidoptera; Crambidae
Gene: Tollo
Product: Toll-like receptor Tollo
Exons: 1
Coding region: 265-4098 (1277 amino acids)
Biological process (GO): signal transduction
Molecular function (GO): protein binding
Source: RefSeq, a predicted model, not a curated record
CGGACGGAGUCAGUUCCACCCCAGACCUCGGCGCGGGCGCGCGUGUUAAGUUCUCCACUGUCGUGUUGCGACGUGUACGAUCCCGUCCAAUUAGUGCUCGCGCGAGAAACGAGUUAAGUGGCCGGUUCGGCAAGUGAUAUACGGAGGCUUAGAGCAUAAGCGGAAUGGACUAAUGUGCGCGUUUGACGCGAUGUUCGUGUGCGAUUUCAGUGCCAGCUGAUGAGGAAUUGAACUAUGUAAAGUGAAGUUAGUGAAACCAAAACAAUGUGUCCGGCGUGUGUUACACGGGCGCUGCUGGUGAUUAGCGCUGCUCUGACAGCGUGGAGCGCUUCUCUAUCGGCCACCACAGGAGCGCGCUACCAAGCACCUGACGAGUGCCGGUGGACGACAGACGACGACGGCUCAGGAGUCGCGUUACAGUGCAGACUGAGGACUAUUAACAGUGAAUUAGAAAACACAAACUUUAGUGCAAUACAACCACAUCUAACAGUGCGGUUACACCUCGAGUGCAGCGAUGCACUUUUGUUCCAAAGCUCACUAGCCCCCGGCAGCUUCCGACAGUUGAUUGAGCUGCGAGAGCUUACAAUAGAAUAUUGCAAGAUCGGAAACCUAUCUGAUGGCGCAUUUACCGGUCUGCGUGAACUUAGAAAUUUAACCAUUAAAACUCACAAUACCGAAUGGUCUACUAUGUCACUCGAAAUAACACCCACGGCAUUCUCGAGAGAUGUUCAAAAUCUUGAGAGACUAGAUCUCAGUGAAAACAAUAUGUUAUUGUUUCCCGAAGGAGCACUUUGCACAUUGAGGAACUUAGAAUAUCUGAAUAUGACGGGAAACCGAAUGCGAGAUAUUAGUCAUUUUCAGUUCUCAACUGCUCAUCGACACCCGACCGAGAAAUGCGGAGAUAACUUGACUAUAUUGGACCUGUCACGAAAUAUUAUUGACACUCUGCCUCCUAGUCUCUUAUCUGGUCUUAGGCGGUUAAAGAAACUUUACCUACAAAGUAAUGGAAUGAACUCUAUUGCAGACAAAGCGCUAGAAGGGUUAAUUUCAUUGACGACAGUGAAGUUUUCAGAUAAUCAGCUGACGAGCUUGCCUCCAGAACUUUUUAGUGAUACUAAAGAAUUAAAAGAGAUAUACUUGAACAACAAUACAAUAACAGUCUUGGCACCAGGACUAUUCAGUGACCUGUACCAGUUACUUGUUUUGGACUUAUCGUACAACGAGUUGACCUCAGACUGGAUUAACACCUCCACGUUUUCUGGAUUGAAACGACUGGUUUACCUUGACUUUUCACACAAUAGAGUAUCAAAAAUGGAAAUUGCUUUAUUUAGAGAUUUACACAACUUGCAAAUAUUGAAAAUGCAGGAAAAUUUCAUAGAGCAUAUUCCAGAAAAUGUAUUCAGCUCGCUAAGCAAUUUGCACACAUUAAUUUUAUCGAACAAUAGACUGACAAAUAUUGAGAGUUAUGCAUUUACCGGCCUGCCGGCAUUGUCAGUGUUGUCAAUAGAUAGCAACCGCAUUUCUAAAAUACACCCACAUGCCUUGCGCAAUUGCUCAUCGUUACAAGACUUGCAUAUUAAUGGAAACCGACUUGAUGAGGUCCCGACCGCUUUGAAAGAAAUACCUCAACUUAAAACUCUUGACUUGGGUGAAAACUUGAUAAUCAGUAUAGAAAACGCAUCAUUUAUGACAAUGCAGCAAAUGUAUGGAUUGCGCUUGACGGAGAACAACAUCGGUAACAUAACCAAAGGCGUUUUCGACCGGAUGACUUCUUUGAAAAUAUUAAACUUAUCAAGAAACAAAAUUCAGAGAAUUGAAAGCGGCGCCUUCGACGCAAACGUCAAUUUGCAAGCAAUUAGACUCGAUGGAAAUUCUUUAAAAGAUAUCAGAGGACUUUUCGUCAACUUACAUAAUCUCGUGUGGUUGAAUAUUUCCGACAAUCAAUUGGAAUCAUUCGACUAUGCGAUGAUACCAACUGGACUGCAGUGGCUAGAUAUUCAUGCAAAUAGAAUUGCCGAACUUGGAAAUUAUUUCGAGAUUGAAUCACGCCUAUCCCUUAGCACAUUCGACGCCAGCUCUAACAGAUUAACGGAAAUAACUGGCAGCGCAAUCCCUAACUCAGUGGAAAUGUUAUAUUUAAAUGACAAUUUGAUUUCUAAAGUGCAAUCAUACACAUUUUUCAAGAAACCAAAUUUAACAAGAGUGGAUUUGUACGGCAAUAAAAUAACGAAUUUAGAUCCAAACUCGCUACGAAUAUCUGCCGUGCCACAAGAUAAAUCAGUGCCAGAGUUCUUCAUAGGCGGAAACCCAUUAGAAUGCGAUUGUACAAUGGAAUGGUUGCAAAAAAUAAACACUGGAAACAGGGCAAGAACCCAGCCAAAGUUAAUGGAUUUGGAUAGCAUAUACUGCAAAUUGCUUUACAAUCGUGGAAACUCACAUGUUGCUUUGGUCGACGCCGCGCCUCAUCAGUUUUUGUGUAAAUACGAAUUUCAUUGUUUUGCACUGUGCCACUGUUGCGAUUUUGAUGCUUGUGACUGUGAAAUGAGUUGUCCGAAUAAUUGCACAUGUUAUCACGAUCAAUCAUGGUCGGCUAAUGUUGUGGAGUGCUCAAACGCCGGGUAUGUGAAAACGCUGCCCGAAAGAAUACCGAUGGAGGCCACGCAACUGUAUCUCGACGGUAACGACAUUAAAAUGCUUCCAAGUCACGCUUUUAUCGGAAGAAAGAGGCUAAAGAUCCUAUUUUUGAACUCAUCAAACAUCGAAACCAUUCACAACCGAACAUUUAAUGGCCUGAGAGAACUUGAAGUGCUCCAUCUAGAUCACAAUAGCUUGACAACAAUAGAAGGCCAGGAAUUUGGCGGCUUGGACAAUUUGCGGGAACUGUACAUUAACAACAACAAAAUAAAACAUAUUGGAAAAGAAAUGUUCAAUCACAUGUCACGAUUAAAAUUAUUACAUUUGCAUCACAAUAGACUGGUUACUCUGACUGUGUGGCAAAUCAAUCCGGCGAUAACAGAAAUAACACUUUCAUUUAACCCGUGGUCAUGUGACUGUGAAUACACUGAAAUGUUCCGUGAAUGGACAAAGCGAGUGAGUUCGAUAACAGAUUUAUCAAACAUAAAAUGCAUUUAUUCAAAGGAUAAUCACACAGACUUAAUGAACUACGAUGAUAGCAUUUACAACAAACCAGAGUCUGGAUUCAAUAUCAUUUAUGAAAAUGGCAGUAUCUGUACGGGACUUCCAAGUAUAAAUAACAGCAUAAAUGGCAAUCUGACAGCCACAAAAACAAUAAUAACUAACGAAGAUGUGCAAGAUUACAUACCACUACUUGUGGCGACUCUCGUUGCAUUUUUAGUGGUGUCAUUUGUGAGCAUGGUCGUGUUUAUAUUCAGACAAGAAAUGCGAGUGUGGUUCCAUUCUAAGUUCGGGGUGAGAUUGUUCUAUCGAACGAGUGACAUAGACCGAGAAGACCGUGAAAAAAUGUUUGACGCGUUUGUGAGUUAUAGUUCAAAAGACGAAGCCUGGGUAACUGAAGAGUUAGCGCCGGUAUUAGAAGGAGGCGAUCCUUCGUACAAGCUGUGCCUUCAUUAUAGAGAUCUACCCGUGGGCGGGUAUGUGGCCGAUAACAUAGCGCAAGCUGUAGAAUCAUCACGUCGCACCAUAAUGGUACUCAGUGAAAACUUCAUAAGAUCCGAAUGGUGUCGCUUCGAGUUUAAAUCUGCCCACCAUCGUGUUUUGAGAGACCGUAGACGAAGGCUUAUAGUGGUGUUGCUCGGUGACGUGCCUCAGAAGGAUCUCGACCAAGAUAUAAGACUGUAUUUGAAAACUAACACGUAUCUUCAUACUGGAGAUAAGAUGUUUUGGGAGAAGUUGCGGUUCGCGUUGCCGGACGUGCCUGCUAACCAGAGGAUAAGAGGUGUGCCUAGUCCAGGGGGAGGUGUGGCGAUGCACAGGCACCAUCACCCGAGGAGCCACUUGGGAGCGUUGCCCCCUCCCCCUGUGCAUGGCGCCCACCCCGUGCUGCCCCCUCAUCCGUCACACGGGCCCCACCAGGUCCCACCGCGAGCGUCCCCACGUACUAUGUCCGUCCAUGUGUGAGUGCACAAGUGAACAGUGAAGUGAUAAGAACCAUAGGAUGUGUAACAUGACUGUUUAAAAUGUGAUGGCUAGUCUGCUAACGUAUGUAUUGUAAAUAUUUUUUUAAACUGUAGUGUAGUAGUGUAAAUAAAGUUAGCUGAUAAGAUAGUCUCACGUGGCCGUUAACUUAGGUCUUGUAUUAAAUUCCAUAUUUUACCAGUUUUAAUUGAUCAUUGUUUUGAUAUAAACUUUGAUAAUGUAUGCAAAUAAAAUAUUAGAAUUGAUUUGAUGUGUAGAGAUAGAGAUGUUUGUUGAGCCUACCCAGGCUGUGUUGAGGCAAAGCUUGCCGGUUACUAUAAAAUGACUUAUCAUGGCAACAUUGCCACUAUCUGUGAUAAAUGUAGUUUAAGGCUAGUUUUUAUACUUUAGUGUCCUAUCGUUGUAUAUUUUGUAAUUUAGUCAUAUUAAAAAAUAUUUAUUGUAAAAAUUUACAAAAUUGACUGUGUCAAAAA